Messenger RNA from Dufourea novaeangliae, 1107 nucleotides. RefSeq names its product NADH-ubiquinone oxidoreductase chain 5-like. Gene Ontology annotation, molecular function: NADH dehydrogenase (ubiquinone) activity. NCBI's taxonomy places the organism in Eukaryota, Metazoa, Arthropoda, Insecta, Hymenoptera, Halictidae. The record is from RefSeq and is a predicted model, not a curated record. The annotation marks the transcript as partial. Gene Ontology annotation, biological process: electron transport coupled proton transport; ATP synthesis coupled electron transport. The transcript has 2 exons.
AUGAAGCUUUUAGUAGCUUAUUCAUCUGUAGUGCAUAUAGGAGUAAUAGUUUGUGGUAUGUAUACUUAUGUAUAUUUAUUGCAUGUGGAUUAUAUAAGUUUAUUGUUUUUAUUUACUGUUUUAUUUAUUUCUUCAAUAGUAAUACUUUAUAGAUUGAGUUAUAUGAUAGAUGAUUUAUAUAUUAAGCGUUUUAUUUAUUUGGUUUUGUUAUUUAUUUUAUCUAUGUGUAUAAUAAUUAUAAGUCCUAAUAUUAUGAGUAUUUUAUUAGGGUGAGAUGGUUUGGGUUUAAUUUCUUAUUUAUUAGUUAUUUAUUAUCAGAAUUUAAAUGCUUUUAAUUCAGGAAUAUUAACUAUUUUAUGUAAUCGAUUAGGGGAUAUUGGAUUGUUAAUGUUAAUUAUUUUUUGUUCUUCUUUUGGUAGUUGAAAUUUAAUGAUUUAUUCUUGUGAUAAGUUGAUAUUAUUUUUUAUAAUGUUAGCUAUAUUUACUAAAAGUGCACAAGUUCCUUUUUCUUCUUGAUUACCUGCUGCUAUAACAGCUCCUACUCCUGUUUCUUCAUUAGUUCAUUCUUCAACUUUAGUGACUGCUGGAGUAUAUUUAUUUAUUCGUUAUAAUAAUUUAUUUAAUAAUUCUAUAUUUUUACAUUAUGUUUUGUUAUUAUCUAGAUUUACUAUGUUUAUGUCAGGUUUAAUUGCUAAUUUUGAAAUAAAUUUUAAGAAAGUUAUUGCUUUGUCUACUUUAAGACAAUUAGGAUUUAUAAUAAGAAUUUUAAGUAUAGGAUAUGUUGAGUUAGGAUUUUUUCAUUUAAUUGUUCAUGCUUUUUUUAAAUCUAUAAUAUUUAUAUGUGCUGGUGAGUUUAUUCACAUAAAUUUUAAUAAUCAGGAUAUACGGGUAUUUGGAGGUAUAUUUUAUAUGAGUUUAUUAAAGAGUUUAUUUUUUAUUUUUGCUAUUAUAAAUUUAUGUGGAUUUCCUUUUGUAUCGGGAUUUUAUUCUAAGGAUUUAAUUUUAGAAUCUUUUUUUUCUAUAAAAUUUAAUAUUGUUUCUUUGAUUUUAUUAUUUUUUUCUACGGUUUUUACUAUUAGAUAUAGAAUUCGUUUAAUUUAUUGGAUU